UCCUCCUCGUCGAUCUCCAUCUCCUGCAAAACCAACUGGUCUAUUUUAUCGAGCGUUUGCUCUUUUUUUGUUGUUUUUGCACUCGCUUCAUCUUUCUAUCCCGCAGCCUCCCUCGGUUUUUCUCCCCAACCCCCUCCCAUUUUUUUUUGCAUAACUUUUUGUUUUCCAAUUUUGCAAUAUUAGCCUCGGCUGCUUGGUCCAACAUUAUCUCCCACUGUUCGGUACUGCUCGUUUUGUGGUGAGGGGGCUGAGAUGGUGUUGCGAAAGACAAGGUUCAAUAUGUUGUGGCCUGUUGCGCCGAUCGCAUGUAGGGGGAGGUCUACAGUGCAAGAAAAAGGCCCCAUCAGCCCAUCGCGCCGGCGUUGGUGAAAGACAGCUCUUGAUUUCUUACGUUAAGUGCUUGACCUGAUGAAAGUGUGUCAUUCAGAAACCUGGGAGAUUUCGAUUGAAGUAUUUUGGAAGAUGUUAAGGGCUGAUUUUUCACUACCCUUCCUUUCAUAUAAGAGAAGGACAGCUACAUUUAACACCACAGAAUGGCGGAAAACGAUGUUGACAAUGAGCUUUUGGACUAUGAGGAUGACGAGGUCGAGAACCAGGCAGCGGGUGAUGCGUCAGAGGUGCCGCUCAAGAAGGAUGUGAAGGGCUCGUACGUGUCCAUACACAGUUCUGGGUUCCGGGAUUUCCUGCUGAAACCAGAGUUACUGCGUGCCAUUGUUGACUGCGGUUUUGAGCACCCCUCUGAAGUACAACAUGAGUGCAUUCCCCAAGCAAUUCUGGGCAUGGAUGUCUUGUGUCAGGCCAAGUCUGGCAUGGGAAAAACGGCAGUAUUUGUCUUGGCUACACUUCAACAACUGGAACCUGUCACCGGACAAAUUUCAGUCCUGGUGAUGUGCCACACUCGAGAACUGGCAUUCCAAAUCAGCAAGGAAUACGAACGGUUCUCCAAGUACAUGCCAAGCGUGAAGGUUGCGGUGUUUUUUGGUGGGCUCUCCAUUAAGAAGGACGAGGAGUUGUUGAAGAAGAACUGCCCGCACAUUGUGGUGGGCACCCCUGGCAGGAUCCUGGCACUGGCUCGCAACAAGUCUCUGAACCUCAAACACAUCAAGCACUUCAUCCUGGACGAAUGUGACAAGAUGCUCGAGCAGCUCGACAUGCGUCGAGACGUCCAGGAGAUCUUUCGCAUGACCCCUCAUGAGAAACAGGUCAUGAUGUUCAGUGCCACCUUAAGCAAGGAGAUCCGCCCUGUUUGUCGCAAGUUCAUGCAAGAUCCGAUGGAGAUCUUUGUGGACGACGAAACCAAGCUGACUCUGCACGGGCUGCAGCAGUACUACGUGAAGCUGAAAGACAACGAGAAGAACCGCAAGCUUUUCGACCUGCUCGAUGUUCUGGAGUUUAAUCAGGUGGUUAUUUUUGUGAAGUCGGUUCAGAGGUGCAUUGCCUUGGCACAGCUCCUGGUUGAGCAGAACUUCCCCGCCAUAGCCAUUCACCGGGGCAUGCCCCAGGAGGAGAGGUUAUCUCGAUACCAGCAGUUCAAGGAUUUCCAGCGACGGAUACUGGUUGCCACCAACUUGUUUGGCCGUGGGAUGGACAUCGAGCGAGUCAACAUUGUAUUUAAUUAUGAUAUGCCAGAGGAUUCUGACACCUACUUACACAGGGUGGCUAGAGCUGGCCGUUUUGGUACCAAGGGACUGGCUAUCACAUUCGUGUCGGAUGAAAAUGACGCCAAGAUCCUCAAUGAUGUGCAGGACAGGUUUGAAGUGAACAUCAGUGAGCUGCCCGACGAGAUCGACAUUUCCUCAUACAUUGAACAGAGCAGAUAGACCAGGAGCUACAAGCCCAGCUUUUAGUGCCGUCGAUUGUUGGCAGCCCUAUGUCUGAUCUGCACCAUUUUACAUUGAUGCACAUUCAUUGGCAUUGACAGUGCAAGUGGCUGUAUGUAAAUACUAUGCGUUUAGCUGCACUUGACAGCGAUGUGACAUUAUUCCGUUACAUAGAAACUUUUUAGAAUUAUUUUCCUCUUUCCUUUAUCUUUGGUAAACUGUGUUUUGCAUGGAAAUUAUGAUUGUUCUAAUAACACUAUGUCACGCCAAAUGGUACAAUGUAUUUGAGUAGAGAAUCUGUUCCAGUAAUAAUUAAAAGAAAACACACACACCUUCGUACGAGGAGCAGA
Chiloscyllium plagiosum (whitespotted bambooshark) is the source of this 2170-nucleotide messenger RNA. RefSeq names its product DEAD (Asp-Glu-Ala-Asp) box polypeptide 39B (gene ddx39b). Gene Ontology annotation, molecular function: RNA helicase activity; ATP binding; nucleic acid binding. The record is from RefSeq and is a predicted model, not a curated record. Lineage: Eukaryota; Metazoa; Chordata; Chondrichthyes; Orectolobiformes; Hemiscylliidae.